CACUCUGUCUUCAUAUAUUUGUCUUAGGUUUCAGCAAUGGACUCUCUCUCAGCAUCAAACGGUAGUUUUACCCUCGACCUUUUCAAAAAGCUGAAUGAAUCUUUUAAAGGCCAAAACAUUUUCUUUUCCCCUUGGAGUAUUUCAUCUGCUCUGGCCAUGACUUAUGUGGGGGCAAAAGGUAACACUGCAACGCAGAUGGCUGAGGUGCUUCAUUUUAAGAAAACAACAGGAACUGGAGAAGGCUGUUUGCAGGUGACAAGAACUUCUCGUGGGAGGCCAAAGAAAAGGAAGAUGGAACCUGAGGACUGCAAAGAUGAAGACAUUCAUUCUGAGUUCCAGGCAUUAAUCUCUUCAAUCAACAAACCCCAAAAUUCUUACUUGCUUAAAACUGCCAACAGACUGUAUGAGGAACAGACUUUCCAGUUCCAUAGUGAAUACGUAGAAUUCAUAAAAAACUAUUACCAUGCAGAGCCCCAAGCAGUUAACUUUAGAAAAGCUGCAGAACAAGCCAGAAAAGAAAUCAAUUCCUGGGUUGAAAGCCAAACUGAGGGGAAAAUCCAGAAUCUGCUGCCUAGAGGUGCUGUUGAUCCCAUCACUGUACUGGUCCUGGUUAAUGCCAUUUAUUUCAAAGGAAAGUGGGAAAAGAGAUUUCUGAAUGAGAACACGUCUGAGAAUCCAUUCAGACUGAGCAAGACCAAGACUAAACCAGUGCAGAUGAUGUUUCUAAAAGAUAGAUUUCCAAUAUGCUACUUGGAAACAAUGAAGGUCAAAAUUGCUGAGCUUCCAUACGUCAAUAAUGACCUCAGCAUGCUCAUCCUAUUACCAGAUGACAUUGAGGAUAAAUCUACUGGUCUGGAACAGCUAGAGAGGGAAUUGACCUAUGAGAAAUUAUCCAAGUGGACCAGCCCAGAAAUGAUGAAAAUGUCUGAAGUGGAGUUGUUUCUGCCCAGGAUCAAAUUGGAAGAGAGCUAUAACCUCAAAUCCACUUUGAGCAGCAUGGGGAUGAAAGAUGCCUUCAGUCAGAGCCAAGCUGAUUUCACAGGGAUGUCUGAUAAUAAUGAUCUGUUUUUGUCACAAGUUUUUCACAAGUCCUUUGUUGAGGUCAAUGAAGAAGGCACUGAGGCUGCAGGUGCAAGUGCAGUCGUUGUAGUAGUGAGAGCAUCCUUAAACUCUGUAAGAUUUAAGGCAGAUCACCCUUUCCUCUUCUUCAUCAGGCACAACAAAACCAACAGCAUCCUCUUCUUUGGCAGAUUCUGCUCCCCCUAGAAUGUAUUACUCUCUGCUACCAAAUAACAUCAUUUGCUCACCAUGCAACUGGGAAAUACAAAUUGAAGCCUGAAAUUCAAAGCUUAGAUCUAGUUGGUGAUUUUAGUUAGAGCCCUGAACAUAAGCUGCCUCCGUCAGGAGUAGCCUCAGAAGUAAUUGUGCCUCAGAGACACACGCUGAGGCACAUUUUCUUCUGUGCUCCUCUGCUAUACUGAGCAGACAGUAAUCUACUGCAGCCCCUUACAGAGUGCAGCAUACUACCCACUGCACUGAGCCUGCUCUCCUGGCUAGUGUUAUGGGGGCCAGAGUCAUGGCUCUGUAGUCUCUGUCCCU
Messenger RNA from Mauremys mutica (yellowpond turtle), 1599 nucleotides. Its product is annotated as serpin B10-like. Lineage: Eukaryota; Metazoa; Chordata; Testudines; Geoemydidae. Gene Ontology annotation, molecular function: serine-type endopeptidase inhibitor activity. Gene Ontology annotation, biological process: negative regulation of endopeptidase activity. The record is from RefSeq and is a predicted model, not a curated record. The transcript is spliced from 7 exons. Bases 37 to 1266 code for a protein of 409 amino acids.